This is a messenger RNA of Monopterus albus (swamp eel), 2619 nucleotides long. It is a transcript of the gene rufy1, whose product is annotated as RUN and FYVE domain containing 1. The transcript has 17 exons. Gene Ontology annotation, biological process: protein transport; regulation of endocytosis. The coding region runs from base 76 to 2223 and encodes 715 amino acids. Gene Ontology annotation, molecular function: metal ion binding. Gene Ontology annotation, cellular component: cytoplasm. Lineage: Eukaryota; Metazoa; Chordata; Actinopteri; Synbranchiformes; Synbranchidae. The record is from RefSeq and is a predicted model, not a curated record.
UAGGCGGCGGUAAUGCAACAUUAACGCCGUAAAACGCACAAGGAAGAAGAAGAACAGAGGGGAGGGGUGACAAACAUGGCCGACGAGUCAGGAGAAGUAAACACAGCUGUUGGGGAUAACGAAGCUAAACAACAGUUAGAUGAGCCAGACGUUUCGGGAGCUGUGACCAGUGACGAGUCUGGAGACAGCGAUGGACAAGGCCAGGCAGAGAAGCCGACUCCGACCGCGACAGAAAACAGCUGUUCGGCUCCUAUCCUGUCUCUGGCUCGGAAGGCCACGAUUAGCAGCGGUGUGAGCUUUACUGCUGCCCCGAGAAAUCCCUCACAGGGAUCUGCUGCGAGCUCCCUGACGGAGAAGGAGUCCGAAAAUGAUCUCAACAGCGAUUUUAAAAAGCUCCCAGUUGUGCCCUCACAAGACCCAAUGGCAAUAGAAAGAGCCAACCUUCUCAGCAUGAUGAAGCUGAGCAUCAAAGUAUUAAUUCAGUCCUCCUUAAGUCUUGGCAGGACCCUGGACUCGGAGUACCCUCCUCUGCAGCAGUUUUUUGUCGUCCUGGAGCACUGCCUCAAACAUGGGCUGAAAGCCAAGAAAUCCUUCAUUGGUCAGAACAAGUCCAUAUGGGGACCUCUGGAACUAGUUGAGAAGUUAUGUCCAGAGUCUCUUAACAUUGUCACAAGUGCCAGAGAUCUGCCUGGCAUUAAGACUAGUUUGGGGAGAGCAAGGGCGUGGCUGCAUUUAGCGCUCAUGCAGAAAAAAGUAGCUGACUAUAUGAAAGUUCUGCUGGACCGCAAGGAUCUCCUGAGUGAGUUUUAUGACUAUGGAGCAUUGAUGAUGGAGGAGGAGGGGGCGGUGAUGGGAGGGCUGCUGGUGGGCCUCAACUUAAUUGACGCUAACCUCUGUAUUAAAGGGGAGGACCUUGAUUCUCAGGUAGGAGUCAUUGACUUCUCCCUUUACUUGAAGGACCCAGCCAACAGUGAGACCCCAAAAGAUGAUGCCAAGAUGACAGCCAUAUUAGAUCAGAAGCACUACAUUGAAGAGCUGAAUCGUCACCUAAGUGGCACUGUCACCGACCUUCAGGCUAAGAUGGACUCUCUGGAGAAGACCAACAGCAAACUUGUCGAGGAGCUGACAGCAGCAACUGACAGAAUAAACUCUCUGCGGGAUGAACAGGAACAGCUACAAAAGGAGAACGAGUCGAUCUUACAGUCCAGCCAGAAAAAGGAAGAGGCAGCCCUUCAGGACAGCCAGGUGGAGCUGGAGACAUACAAACAGACUCGGCAGGGCCUGGAUGAGAUGUACAAUGUAGUAUGGAAGCAGUACAAGGAGGAAAAGCGCAUUCGCCAGGAGCUGGAACGUGAGUUGGAGCUGCAGGUGGGGUUAAAGCAGGAAAUGGAGGUGGCCAUGAAGCUCCUGGAGAAAGACACGCAUGAGAAACAGGACACGCUGGCAGCCUUGCGGCUCCAACUCGAGCAAGUCAAGACUCUCAACGUGCAAAUGUUCCACAAAGCUCAGGACUCAGAACGAGAAGCAGAAAAAAAGCAGGCGCAGGCCGUGCAGCUUGAGAAAAAGAUGAACGAAAUGGAGAAAACCAUGACAGAAAUAGAGCAGAGACUACAGAACUCGGAACAAGAGCGCAAACAGAGCGACCAGUCAGACAAAGACAUGAGAGUGGAGCUGGAAGGAAAAGUGGAAGCUUUGCAGAAACAGCUGGCUGACCUGGACUCACUAAGGCUGGGUUUGGAGAAUGAGCUGCGCACUGAGAGGGAACAGAGACAAAACUUACAGAAAGCUCUCCAGAGGGAACAGGACAACAGCGUCGAGCUCCGCACGCAGCUGCAACAACUUCAGGGCCUGCACACAGAGCUGCAGGAGUUGAAGCAGGAGAAGCAGCAGCUGCAGCAGACAUGUGAGCAGCAGGAACAGGCGCUACAAGAGAUGGGGCUGCACCUCAGCCAGUCUAAACUUAAGAUGGAGGAUUUCAAGGAGGUCAACAAAGCCCUGAAGGGGCAAGCCUGGCUGAAAGAUGAUGAAGCCACUCAGUGCAAGCAAUGCCAGAAGGAGUUCUCCAUCUCACGCAGAAAGCACCACUGCAGGAACUGUGGAGACAUCUAUUGCAACAGUUGCUCCAGCAACGAGCUGGCCUUGCCUUCCUAUCCCAGACCUGUGCGGGUGUGCGACGUGUGCCACUCCCUCCUGCUACAGAGAAGCUCCUCCACAGCUUCCUGACAAAACAAAGUGUAAAUGGUCCUACACAUGCUCAUCCACUAUGUUUUUUUUUAACCAAGUACACUUAAGAAUUGUCAGCAAAUCUUAAUAGAAAUUAAUUUGGUGGUCCACUUCCACCGCUACCUGAAAUUCAGGAACAUUCUCUUCUGUAUUAAAUGAGGAACCGUUUAACAUUGCUGGGAUGAGCUAAUAUAGUUUAUGCAGACUGUAUAUUAAGGAGAGUUGACUUUGCUCAGAGGAUGAUAUUUAUGGGAUCAGGAAUAUCAUCGGUUUAGCAAUUUGGUACUCAUUCGGUAAAGAUUUUAAUGUGUGGAGUUUUCCUAAUUCAAACCAUGGAAGUAGAUUAUGUUAAGGUCUCUUAAAGGCCACUGCUGGUUUUCAACUUUUGUUUGGGGA